Messenger RNA from Chilo suppressalis (striped riceborer), 2580 nucleotides. The record is from the annotation of a GenBank genome assembly. NCBI's taxonomy places the organism in Eukaryota, Metazoa, Arthropoda, Insecta, Lepidoptera, Crambidae.
CAUAAAAAUGACAUCUCUCAUCAUGACAUACACUUUAUCAUCACGAGCCGACGAUGACAAAAUUUUAUUGAGUAAAAAUUAUUCGUUUAUUUUAGAGUAGGUACCUAUUCAUUUUGCUUUUUAAAUUUGAGGUGUGCAUAAGUAAUUACAAUGUCAUUGGAUAAACAAAAGAUAUUGAGUGAAUUGGGAAGUGUUAUGAACCAACUGCAGAGUGCUGAUUGUGGAUGCAUGGGGAAGUUGUUCUCAAAUCCAAAUCAAACUGGCCAAGGGCAUACAAUGGGCUCACCGCUGCCAACUUGUGGUGGAUGUAGGCGAGGAUGCUGUCAUGGACACGGUUAUGGGCAUGGCAUGCUAAACGCUGGCGAACCUCACCCAGGAAAUAUGAAUAGACCCUGUAUGGGUCACUGCAACCCUCCAAAGCUGUAUGCAGACACCUACAGCUAUCUUAAUUCCAACCUCAUGCAGCCUGUAGUACAAGAAGUUUAUGAUGACUUAAAAUCUAUCACUCCAGCUAACACUGUCAUGAACAACCCAAUGGCCAACAAAAUGGGGCUUGGACAAAACGUUGCUGACAAUGUUGGUAAUACUGGCAUGAACAUGGCACAACAACACAGCAUCCAAGGUGAAGGAUAUAUGACGAAUCUCUCAAAUAUGUCUGGAAAUAUAAAUGCUGUACCAAUGCAAUCGAAUCAGCAGCCGAUGAAUAAUAUGGGUGGUGGUAUGGGCCCAGAAAUUGCAAAAAUGAUCAUGGGAGACAAUGGACUUAAACAAGGUAAUCAGCAGAUGCAGGGACAAGGAAAUCAAUUGACAGCACCGAUGGUUAUCGACGCACCGCAAUCACCGCACGGUCAAGUGGGAGUUACUCCGUUCAAUCCAGCUACUAACCAUAUUUAUGCGGACAUGAAUCAGGGUGGAUUCACAUCUAACGUCAAUCAGUCUACAAAUUUAAAUAGAGGACAAUAUCAAAAUCCUGUAACACAAUAUAUGACUUCACCAAAUUCUGCAGGCCCUGCACAGAAUAAUACUAUACAAGGAAACAUGCUGCAAAACUCAAGAAAUGUGGGCAAUCCAGCAACACAAAUGGCAGUACCGAAUAAGCGUGGAUAUGGCCAGCACACCCAAGGUGUUAUGAAGUUCAAUGAGAUGUUCCCUGGUGUAACACAAGGAGGAGAUCUCGGAUUUGAUCCAAUGGCGAUUGCUAUUCAAAUGAAUCCUGCAAAUCAGCAAAAAGCAGCCAUGGACACGAUGCAAAAAUUAAUGACCGGUAAAUCCCCUAUGGAUAAAUUUUCUGCUCAACAUGCAGUUUCACCAGCAACAGCAAAUAUCGUUCAACCACCAUCUGUACCAGUUUCUCAAAAUCAAAAUCCCUCUGCAACGAAUCAACAAUAUACAAAUCAGCAGGCCAUACCAAUGCAACAGCUAAAUGAUAAUUCAAACGCUAUGACUCCUCCGACGCAACCUAAUGCCGUGCCACAGCAACAACAGCAAGUUUACUCAGCUGUGUCGGGCUCUAAUGAGCAACACGUAUACCAACAGCAUACAGAACCACAUAAUCAGAACGUGAUGAAUUCUCAAAUGGAGGUUCCACAGCCACACGUUUCAGAAUCUGAAUUACCAGCAACACAACAAAUGAACAGAGAACCCAUAUUCCCAGUCGACACAUCUAGAAAUCCGCCAUUCAAUUACACCAUGCCACAGAAGCAUUAUGAAUAUAACACGCUUGGACAACCAGUCCAAAAGUUGCCUGCGCAAGUGUACUAUGAACCUGAACCAGGUCUUCCUCAAACCUUGUCUCCACAACCUAUACCAACGAAAUCGCGUAAUGAUCAAUUGAAAUACAGCAACGUAAAGUCGACUGUGAGCAAGACAUCGUUAUUUGGAAAUGGGAAUGUAGGGAGAAGAGUCAGUAAAAGCCAGUUGCAACAUAUUUACAAUCAGUACAAGGGUUCACAAUCAUUCACACAGCAGAACUUAAAUUCUCCGGUUCAAGCACCGACGCAUUCUGAUGGAAAAUUGAACAUAGCGCAAUCUAACUUAAAUUCCCAGCAGCAGAGGAGUCCGGUGGAAAAAGUUGGAGGGGACACGAUUGCGAAUAAUAUGUCCAAUAACAAUCAGAUCACUGAAAAAGUGGAACAGGUGAUCGGCCAAAUAGGAGAUGUUCCAUGUAAAAACAGUCACGGAGACGCGGAACAAACUAUAAAGGCAGUGCCUACGAUUCCAGCUCGUCAUGCAAAAUUAAGGAAUGGCCUUCAAGAUAUGGUGUAUACAUCGUACCCCUCGUCGGCAGCCUGGUCGUUUCACUAAAGCUAAUGACGACCGAUCUAUAUCUGUUGGAUAUCGUUUCCGCGAUUUCAAGUAGUGAUAAAUGCGAUUUACAAAACUUGUCGCUGUGCUUUUGUAAUUCUGUGAAGUAUCUAUAAUUUAUUUUGUUGUUCCAUUCUAACACUUGGUACUUAUGUAGGUAUUAUUAAAAAAAAGCUUAAAAAAGUUUGGUGAGACUUGUAAUUGGUGUUGUGAUAAUGUCAACAAACCUACUAUGUGAAAAUUAUUAAAAAUGGAUUUGAAAAAAGAUGACUAUUU